Messenger RNA from Scylla paramamosain (green mud crab), 12941 nucleotides. RefSeq names its product cell adhesion molecule 1-like. The record is from RefSeq and is a predicted model, not a curated record. NCBI's taxonomy places the organism in Eukaryota, Metazoa, Arthropoda, Malacostraca, Decapoda, Portunidae. Bases 562 to 1461 code for a protein of 299 amino acids. The transcript is spliced from 8 exons.
UGGCACUGGCGCGGGUCGGUCAGUCUGAGGGCGGCAGAGGUCGGGGGAACACGCUGCCUCCUCUGCUCUUGUUGUCCUCUCUCUUACUUCCUCGGGGUUAGGUGCGUUGGGUGACUUGCAGUGCUCAAUUUUGAACUCUGAAAUGGCUGAGUAUAGUUGAAAUCAGCCAUACAUUGAAAGAAAAAGGAAAGGGAAGGUAACGUGUGGAUUUUGAUAGUAAAUUCUGAAACAGGUCUACGUAACUUGCAGAAAAGGAAAGAAAUGAGAAGAUAAAUGAUCGAACAGGCGAUAAAAGUGAACAAGACCAAAAAUAAUCGUGAAGAAAAGUCUGCAAUUUAUAGUGAGCCGUAAAGUUAAAGGAAAUAUAUCUAAGUGCCGUGAUAUUCAGCAAUAAAUUAUGAAAAGAAGAGAAAAGAACUGCUGGGAUUAACGAUUUCGUGCUAACAGAGAAACGAGAGGUGUAGUGAAGCCAGCGGGAAGCCAGCGGGAAGCCAAACACGAUGCAGUGGCGACGGUAAGGCAACCAGCACCACCACCACCACCACCGCUACCGCUACCACCAUGAGGCUGUUUUUCUAUCUCACUUCGCCAGAGAGAUCGCCACUACUGCUCCUGCUCCUCUCGGCUCUUCUAGGCUGCAGUGGGGACGUGGAGGCGCUGAAGCUAGAGUCCAUCACAGUCCCCGCCCACCAGGUCACGGGGAAGCCGGUGGAGCUGGACUGCAACUACGACCUUGAAGGGGAUCCGCUGUAUUCCGUCACGUGGUACAGAGGCCAGGAUGAAUUUUACAGGUACACGCCAGGCGACAGAAACCCCGUGGACAUCUUUGAGCUACCCGGCGUGGCUGUGGAUACUUCACUGAGCGACCAGAAGAAAGUCACCUUGCGGCCGGUCAGUCUUCUCUCCUCCGGCAAGUAUCGCUGCGAGGUGUCUGCUGACGCUCCCUCCUUCCACACAGAGUCCCGGAGUGCAGAGAUGCUGGUGGUGGACCUGCCUGACCGCGUGCCCACCAUCACGGGAGGGCGCUCCAGGUACCACGUUGGGGACGAGGUGCACGUGAACUGUACCUCGCUGCGCUCCCGCCCCGCCGCCUCCCUCAUGUGGUACAUCAACGACAACCAGGCUGCCACGGAGAACCUGGUGGAGUACACGCCGAUGAAUGAUUCUGAUGGGCUGGAAACUUCUCGCCUCGGCCUGCGCUUCGUGGUGGGGCCCCGGCACUUCCCUUCAGGAGAGCUGCGCCUUAGAUGCACCGCCACCAUCGCCGCCGUGUACUGGCAGAGCUCUGAGGAGUCAGCAGAGGGGCAGCUGCAGCAGACCGGCUCAGUCCUGGAAAGUAAAGGUAUCUACGCAGGAGGAAGCAGCAGCAGCCGUCACUCGUGGGCCUCCUGCCUCCCUGUGUUCCUGGCUCUGACCUUACUUCUGCUCACCAACCUUUGCUCCCAAGCCUCCCUUCACUAGCACAAUGACCUCGCAUAGCUCAGCCUCAGGACAGGUCACAAGGGACGCCGCCGAGAGGACUAGGUGCUUCAGGCCGCGAUCCUCGAAUGCUCAACCUCCCAGUGUGACGUCAAAGGGGUUGCGGUGAUAUUCUUGCCCCAGGAGAGCCCGCCACCGUCACCGCCACUGUCAGCGCCACCGUCAGCGAGGCCCAGAAAGAGUCAGCGCUGGGUUUGACUUGAUAUUGUUGAGUUUUAUAUUAGGGUUUAUUUACUAGACCACCUACCCUCUCCUUUCAGCGCUACUUCUCCCGCACCUCUUCUUCUUCUCGUUAGUUGAGGCAAUGAAGCUUCUAUUUUAUCAGUUCCUCUCCCUCCUCCCUCCCAGUUUCUCUCACUCUCUCUCUUCUUUCCUUCCUCCAUUUCUUCCUCCUCCCAAUUGCCCCCUCCUACUACCCGUGCCUCUCCCUCUCUUUCUCUCACUUUCCUCUUUCCUCCCAUUUCGCUCACAGUCCAUCUUUCUUUCCUCACGAGUCCCUCACACACUCCCUCCCUUGCCCCCUCCUUCCCCUCCUCUCCCCUCCCCCACAUACAACAGCGGCGGGCAAAGCUGAAAUAAAUAAAAUGUUCAUAUCAGAUUUUAGUGUUCGGGUGGAAAAAAAAAGUUUGUUGUAUGAAUAUGAAUCGUAUAAUAACUAUAUUUUGAAGACUGCACUAUUUAUAUAUGUACUACUACUACUAUUAUUAUUAUUAUUAUACUACUACGUGUCACUCUUGAUUGUAGCAGCCACCAGAUAGUCCUGUUUUAUAAUAUCUCGUACGUCAUUCAACUAUCUCGAGUAACUAAUGCACUACUAUGUCUGUCUGUCUGUCUGUCUCUUCCUAACUCUAUUGACUGCUCAGAAAAAGAACGUCACUUUUUUAUGUUUGACUUGAUAAUAUACAAAGCAAUGGUGUAAUAAGUCAACAAGUCCUUUACAUACUCAAUCUCUCUGGUAUCAGUGUCUAUUGUGAAGUCUAAAUGUUCUCCAAGCAAAUUUUUGAAACAGAGAUGCCAAAGCGGUCAAAGAGUUAAAGUCUAUCGCCCUUCGUAUCAGUGUCUCGCCGCCUCCCGCUCAUCCCGCUGCCUUCCCGGCGUGUGGGAAGCGGGAGGAAGGCUGCCAUGCACAACUCUCGCCUUCACGUCUCGCACCAAGCACCGGAUCCCUUGGUAAUUCCCUCAACACGUCCUCUUCUUGAAAAUCCAAUCCCUUUCCCUCUCCUUUUUUUCCCUCUCCUUGAAAACUCUAAGAUAAUUCUCUUCCCUUUUCUUGAGAACCCCGGCUUAUCUUCUUUACCCGAAAACCCCAGAUCACUUUCUCCCCCCUUCCCCUUUUCCUUCCCUCCAUCUCCCUUCCCUCUCAUCCUCAGCUCUCCAAACAGACAUUCUUCUUUAAAACCCCCAGAGAAACUACCCAAAAUACGCUCCCUUAAUUUCCUCUUCCCCAAACUUUCCCAGACCAACUACUGUUAUCCUUUCUUCUCCCUUCAUCACCUCCCAAAAUUUCCAAACAUUUUCCCUUCCCCUUUCCUGCAUUCCUAAAACUCUUAUAACCCCAUCACCAAUCCUCAUCGCCAUUUCCUCUCCCUUCAAGACCCUAGACAUUUUUCUCUCUUACUCCCAGAACAGACCAUCGCCCAGUCCCCUUCCCUUAAUAUAUAUAACAAGAAGCAAAUGGGCCUUCAUGUAGUGGAGAUUAAUCUUUGUACUGUUGGAAUUUUUGCGCCUGUGUGCCAUUUCUUUCCAAUCGUGCGUGUUUGCGUGUGUGUGUAUGUGUGUGUGUAUGUGUGCGUGUGUGUUACGUUAAGUGUUCGUUCGUACGUUACUCAGACUUCUGGGGGCGGCAGUGUUUCAGAACCUCCUGCAAAUUGAAAGGUAACAUUGUGAUAUCACCCGCCACUCAUAAACUCCCAUGGACCCACAAACCCAACCGAACCCAACGCCACAGUCACUCCUUGUCUCGGGUACCUCAAGGAGUCAUGAAGUUUGUUGCACUAGUGUCCCGCGCGUGGCAAAAUGACUUUUUUGUAUUAGACUAGACCGGAAACUUUUUUAUAGUCAGAAAUAUCACCUUUUUUUUUCUCAUUCUCGUCUUAUUCUGGACUUCUUUUUUUGCGGAAGGACAAGAGAAAGGCAGGUGAGGAGAACUGGGAGUAAAGAGAGGUGUGAGUGAAAGGAGUGAGUGAGUGAGUGGGAAAGAAAGAGACGAGGCAGGUAAAGAAGACAGGGGAGAAAGACGAGGCAGGUGCGGAAGAGAAAGAGGCUUGAAAGAGGUACUGGAGAGAGCUGAGUGAGUAAGAGAGUGAAGAAGAGAGUGAAAGAGAGAGAGAGAAGGGGAUUGGAAGACUAAAAAAAUUGAAAGAAGACAAUAAAAAAACGUUCUUGUGAAGGGAAGAAAGAGAAGAAAUCAAAGGAAAAAUAAGAAAAAAAUAAGGUGACGAAGAAAAACGAACAAAACAAGGAGAACAAAUCGACGACGAAGGAGACGAGAAAGACGAAGAAAAUAAUGAUAACAAUGAUAAUAAUGAACCUUUUAACAGCUUCACUCGUUAGUACUGCAAAAGAGACGCUCGAGUGAACACUGCUGGGUGAUUGAAAGGAAAAAGAAGAAAUUCAAGUCCUUCCUAUUUUAGAAUUUUCAUCCCUUUGCCGUGUAAAUGACGAUGAAUAGAAAUAACUAGAAUAAUGAAAUGAGAGAGAGAAUGAAUUGUCAUGUGAUGGUGGAAGUGAUGGUGAUAGUGAUGAUUGUGUGGAUGUGUAGUUACGUAGUGUGAAGAGGAAUGGUGAUAGUGAGAGAGGAAAUGAUGAUGAUAGCGGUGAAGGGAAUGUUUGUAUGGUGAAAUGGUGAUGAUGAAAGAAGGAAUGAGAGUAAUGAUGUGUGGUAGAAAGUAUGUGUGUAGUGUUGUGAUGGUGAAGAAGAGAGAAGGAAAAGUUGUGGUGUGGUGGUGAUGAUAGUGAAGGAAGAGCGCUUGUGUGGUGUAGUCGUGGUGAUGAUAAUGAAAAAAAGAGUGAUGUCAUAGUGGUAAUUGUGACGGAAAGAAAUGUUAGUGAUUGUGGUGAUGGUUGUGGUGAUGAUGAGGAAUGUUAAAUAUGGUGUAGUUGUGAUGAUGAUAGGGAACUUUUAAUGUAUUGUGUGGUGAUGAUAGUGAAGAGGAGAAAGGCAUAUGUGUGAUGAAGUGGUGAUGAUGGGGGAGAUAAAAUGAUGAUACUAGUUAUGAUCAUUGUCAUUUUUAGUGGAAAUCAUGAGAAAAUUUCCUUGAGAAUGAAAAUAUGAUGAAAAGUUAAAGAUGGUGAUUAUGAAAAGGAAGACAAGUAUUAUGAAAGUGAUGAUGUAAUGGUGAUGAUCCUGAUGGUGUUGAAAUGGUGGUGAUUUUAGCAUUGAUGGUGAUGGUGAAGAUGGUGAUAUUGAUGUGAAAGACUCAUAAAUGGAAAUGAAGUGCUUGAGAUGUUUUUUGCUGUAAUGGUGAAGACUUAAUGGUGGUGAUGGUGAUUAAGUCAACAUGAACGGCAUAUAAAUGAAACUGAAGUGAAAUGGUGAAAAUAGUAAAGUUAAUUGCGUGUGAUGGAGAGAUUUAAGUUAACGUGUACAGCAUAAGAAAACCGGAGUGAUGAAAAUGGUGAGGGUGUUCAAAUUAGUAGUGAGUGAUGACGGCGGUGAUGACAGGUGGUGAUGAAUGAUAGUGAUGCGAGUUAUCAUGAACGGUAAUUUUUCAUCAACAAAAGCAUUAGGGAGAAAAAAAAUAGAAAAAGAAAAAAGAAAACCCUUUGUGUAAUACUCGUAUAUUUUUUUCAUGACACUUACCAAAAGCUUCGUCACUUGAAAGGAAGAAAAUAAAAAUAGAAAUAAAGUAAACAAAAAAAAAAAAAAUACGAUUAUCAAUGGAAUGUGUCCGUAAACUUAUCAACUUCAGUAAAUAGAGAGAGGAGAGAUUUUAAAGGCAAAUAAAUAAAUAAUAAUUACAGGCUAUAACUGUAAUUUGUAUUUUUAUAUGAAAUAGCUAGCAAUUCAUUAAUCUUUGUCGCUUUGUAACAGCACACAGCUUUACACCCUUCCCUCUCUCCCCUCCCCCUCCCCCUCUCUCUCCCUCACUCCCAAUCUCUCCCCUUCCCCAACCCAUCUUCUCCUCUCCCAUUAAACAAUCUUUUUUUUUUCUUUUCUUUUUUUCCUACUCCUCCUUCCCCUCUCCUCCUCUUCUCACCCUCCCAUUCCUCCCAUUAAAAUCCUUUUCUUAUUUGUUUUCCCUUAUCUUUUUCUACGUCUAAUACAUUUCUUAAAGUUUUAAAUUAGCUUCUUUUAUCUCCCUUCAUUUUUUCUUGACUAUUUUAAGUUUGCGAUUACUGUGUCUUUACUCUCUUUAUCCCAGACAGCUUGCUAAGGGACAAAGGGUCUGCUGCUGUAUGUGUUCGAUUUUUUUUCUUCCUUUUGUCAGAUCUUUUUUUUUCUUCAUAACAUUUCGUGUUUAAUUUUACUACUUUUGAUUUUUUUUCUUCAUUUUUCUUUUUUUUUUUCAUAAUUUUCAGCUUCUCAAACAUUUCCUUGCCUGGCGUGUGGGGAGGAAUCGUUCAUGCCACGCCUCUCUCUCUCUCUCUCUCUCUCUCUCUCUCUCUCUCUCUCUAGUAAGAAGUUUUUAUUAAUAUUUUUUAGAAUCUAGUAUCUCUCUCUCUCUCUCUCUCUCUCUCUCUCUCUCUCUCUCUCUCUCUCUCUCUCUCUCUCUCUCGACGCACGGUAUGUACCCCACAGUAUGUUUACGAACCAGUCACUCACCACAUCCUUUCACUCACUCACUCUCUCUCUCUCUCUCUCUCUCUCUCUCUCUCUCUCUCUCUCUCUCUCUCUCUCUCUCUCUCUCUCUCUCUCUCUCUCACACACAAACACACUAAGAAUUUUUUAUUAUUUUUUUUUAGAAUCUAGUAUAUCUUCCUUUAUUCUCUCUCUCUCUCUCUCUCUCUCUCUCUCUCUCUCUCUCUCUCUCUCUCUCUCUCUCUCUCUCUCUCUCUCUCUCUCUCUCUCUCACUAGUAAGAAGUUUUUAUUAUUUUUUUUAGAACAUAGUAUAUCUUCCUUUAUUAUCUCUCUCUCUCUCUCUCUCUCUCUCUCUCUCUCUCUCUCUCUCUCUCUCUCUCUCUCUCUCUCUCUCUCUCUCUCUCUCCCCUUUCAGUAGCAGCAGUGCGCGUAAGUAAAGAGCGCGCCAGUAACUCGUAUAUCAGCUGAUCUGAAGGGAGGGAGUCUGUCGAGGUUUGCGAGGCGAGUUGGGAAGAGUCAACACGCGGGCAAGGGGAGACGGGAGCUAAAAGGAGCUAAUACAUUAACAAACGUUCCGAGUUUAUAUUGUCCCUUAUCGCAGAAUCCACAAAACGAAGGAGGAGGAGGAGGAGGAGGAGGAGAAGAAAGGAUUAGUCUUGUAUUUCACUGCUUCUUGCUCUCUCUCUCUCCCUCGCGUUCGUGUUUGGUUGAAAUAAUACGAGGGAUGAGGAAAUAUAUAAAUAGAAGUGGAAUUAAAUGGUAUUAAAGGGUUAGAAUUAUGAUUUCUUGUCAAAAAUGGAAUCCACAGACGGAGAAAAAGGAUCAGUCUUUCAUUUCGCUUCCUCCUCGCUUCCGUGUUUGGUUGAAAUCAUCUGAGUGAGGAAAUGUAUAAAUAGCAGUUAAAUUAAAAGGUUAGCUGCGAUUUCAAGUCAAAAAUUCAAUCUGCAAACAGAGAGAAAAAAAAAAGAUGUUUUGCAUUUUACUUCUUCGCUUUCGUGUUUGUUCGUGUUUGGUUAAUAUAAUCUGAGGAAUGACGGAGUAUAAAUAGUAGUAAAUUAAGAGAUAUAUAUAAAGGUUAGAAUUAAGAUUUCUUGUUCAAAAUUGAAUUCAUAAACGGAGAAAAUAAUGAGUCUUGCAUUUCACUUCCUCCCGUUCGUGUUUGGUUGAAAUAAUCCGAGGAAUAAAUGAACAUAUAAAUCUUUUUAAUAAAUGGACAUAUAAACUAAAGCAAAGUAAAACAUGUUGAAAUCGCGAUUCAUCGUUAAAAAUUACACCAACGAGGAGGAAUUAACGUAAACGGACGUAAAUAUAAUCCUAAAUUACGGUGAGGUGAGAGAAUAGAUUAAUUACGAGGGAGAAACAGGUAAGCGUAACAAAAAUACAUUCCGGGAAAGUAGAAUAAGUGAUUAAUUAAUGUAGAAUUGCAAAACCGCGCGAACCCAAAACGUAGCGAGGAUAUAACUCAUUCUAGCUAUUUGAAUUCAAUAUUUAUUCGCGUCUCUCCUCCUCUUUCCUCCUCUUCCCCUUCUUUCCCACCCUCGCCCUCUCACCCUUCUCCUCUUUCCUCCUCCCUUCUUUCCCUGCUUCACCUGUCUGUCUCCGUCGCACGUUCACUCACCUCCCUUCUCUCCUUUCCUUAGUUUUCUCUCACGUAAAUCUCCCUUCUCUUCUUUCCCUUCUUCUCUUUCCCUCAUCUACGCAUCUCACAGUCUCUCCUCCCUCUCUCCCUCGGUCUAGCCUCUCUCCCUCGCUAGCCCGAACUCUCUAAUAUCACGAGGCAGGCACAUCAUUUACUUGGGCGGUGCUCGGCUCACCCCUAAAUAACCUGCCACGAGAACGAUUCCAAGCACGAGAUCAAUGCGUUUGUAAUUUGCGGCGGCCUCCUCCUCCUCCUCCUCCUCCUAGUCUCUCUUUCUCUCGCUCUCUCCCUCUCUCGCUCUCUCGGUCUAGACUCACUAUGUUUACCACAGCAUGUUUACGAAUUGUAGUUACCAUGUUUCUCUCUCUCUCUCUCUCUCUCUCUCUCUCUCUCUCUCUCUCUAUGGGCAACAUUUACUACCCACUCUACCUUCCUUAUUCACUCUCAAAUCCCAGUAACCUCUUCCAUUUCUCUCCCAGCUCCCCCUCUCUCCCUUCUCCGCCUCCUCUUCCCCACUUCCCCUGACUUACUCCAGGCCUCUUAACUACCUCCAGCAUGCCAGGCCGUGAGUUACUGCGUGGUGAACGAGGUCUUCCGUCACCCACCUUGUUUCUUUUGUGCUCCGUGUUUUACUUAACCCUCACAGCAACUCCUCGCUCCUUACAGCACCUCACUCCUCACUCCUGGACUCCUGUUUAUUUUUUUUUCUCACUUUCUAUUCACUCCUGUUCCUUCUGACUCCUCACUUCACCUUAUUUUUCUUCUUCCCUUCCUCACUCCUCACCGUCUCUUCCUCCUCACCAAUCCUCUUCCUCCUCCACUUCCUCCUCUCCCACCCCACCCAAGUCUUGUUUAUCUCCUAGCUCUGCACUGCCUCUGUAUCGUUCUUUUCAACGGGAUCGCGUGAAGGUUAGGUGCUACAGAUGUGUUUAACUUAGGUUGGGUUGGGUCUAGUUGGGUUGGGUUGGUUAGGUUCGGUUAGACUGGAUUGGAUUAGGUUAGGUUAGGUUACGAAUUUGGGCUAAUUUUGUCUAAACGUGGUCUGAUCUAACCUAAUCUUAAUUGAUGAAGCUACAACAAUAUUCAGGUUAGUCUAGGUUAGGUAGGUUGGGUUAGGUUGGGUCAAAUAAGAGGUUAGGGUACUAUCUUGACUGUUGUACAACGUAACGUAACCGAAACUAAACUAGUUGAGGUUAAAUGAGGUUAAGUUAGGUCAGGUUAGAUUAGGUUACUGUUUUCACUUAACCCACCCAGAAUGCAUCAAUGGCGUCUAACCUUCACGCAGUCCACUCAGUGUUUACUGUAGCCGUGGAUAUGGAGGUUUAAAAAUGUCUUCUGUGUGAUUCUUCAUUGCCUGUCCUUCUCCAGUUGCAUUACACUAUCAUGCCGACGCUCACUGUAGUCUUAUGUCCAUUCUAAUUGUUACCGAGUCGAGGCGAGGGUUUGAGCCGGGCGUGUGUCCUCAGGCGUGUGUCCCUCGAGUCACGGGACACUGCAGAACACUCGGGGACACUCAAAAGGACCGUAUUCCCAAACGUUUCAGUGGUUCAUCUGGGUUACUUUCAACUGGCGCUUGGAUUUGGUUAUUCUGUCUUUGAUUCUGUUUAGAUUGGCAUCUUCAAUUGGUCUUCUUAUGUAUGACUUUUGUUGCCCAAUGCCGAAGCUCAUCCUGCAUAAAAAAUAAAAAAAAAGGCUCUAGUAGAAGUUAGUAUUUUCUUGCUAUUUUCGUAUUUUCAAGGUGUUUUCAUGAGUCUAGUGAUAGUUCAAUGAUUAAUCUCGACUGCUUUCAAAAGAGACUAGUGGAAAUCCCUGUUUUCCUGUUUUUUCUUUGUCUUUUCAAGGGUGUUUUCAUGAGUCUAGUGAAAGUUUAAGAGCCACUCAGCACCACUAGAAGGAAAACACCCAGGAGAACUUGACUUAAUUAUCUCCGUGGCCUUUGAAAAUAGCCCUGAUGAGAAGGAGAGAGAAACGCUUAAGAAUACGGUGCCAAUAACCUAAGUGCCAAGUAAUCAGAGCCACGCGGCAGCUCUAAAUGGUGCCACAUGUAGAAUUUAAGGGGAAAGACGAGGUAUUUUAUUAUUAUUUUUCGACUCAAGCACUUGGUCGACUUUCAGCAUGCCAUCGACAGCUUCGUGAUUAAACCUUCCCAAUGCGGAGGCUGGAAAAAUAAUGAAAAAAACAACAAUAACCGGCUCAGUUUCCCUUCAAUAUUAACGUUUUUUUUUUUUUUUUUUUCCACGGGGAAGGAAGGAAGGAAGGAAGGAAGGAAGGUUGGUUGGUCGGUCGGUCGGUCGGUCGGUCGGCACUCCAUCCCCACUCCACUCUAUUCCGCUCCGUCGUUACUGCACAAAAAAAGGACUUAAUUCGUUUCUCCUCUAAUUACGCUGAUGUCCGGUACUUAUAUUGUCUCAUUACUCUGAUUAACUCCUGUCAUAUGUGAGUUCUCGCCUUCAGAACGCCGCCAGACACUCUUACCACGCCCUGUUGGUAUUCGCCCUACAAAAGAACGUAAGAGGAGCAUAGGAACACAAUGGAAGCUGCAAGAAUUCAGCAUACCGGAAUAAAACAUGAGUAACUAUUUACAUUUCAUCCCUGUUUAUAAAUUUAUCGAAUAUUUUACACGUCAUAGCCGCCGGACGGUCAUUGUUAAGUCUUACAAUCAUUUAUCCAACAAAACACCCCAAGAAAAUAAUGAAUUAAAGUAAGCUACAAGAAGUAUUACCUACACGUGACAUUCCCUGCGUAAAACAUUAAAACUUAAACAUACAUACCCCGACCUAACAUCACUAUCCAUAAAUAUAUAGGAAAAACAUGAGGGGAGCUGCAGGAGGUCAACUAUACCAGCUUAUACCAGCCUAUACCUAUCUAUCACACGGGAAACUGCAAAAAGUCAGUUAAUAUAUCUAUACGUGGCAUUCCCUCUGGCAUUUCUAGCAUAUCCAGAGCCACACACCCAGCUCUCAUCCGUAUCCAUAAAUCUAAUCUCUUGCACACCAGCGCCCUUACAGAAUCGUAAUGCUCUUCACUGAUACAUUAAAGUUUUGAAUGACUCGCUCACUUCCCGUGGAUCCCAAUUAAAGGUUUUUAGGAUUCUACCGGUCCUUAAUGGCAUCCAAUCCUCUUAGCGCUCCCCUCGUGCCUGGAUAAAAGAGCGUAGUUAGUGUGUCUCGCGUAAUCUUUUCCUUCCCCAACCCGUGCCAGCUCAGUCCCGUCGCAGCGUGGCACUCACCUCCUUCCUCCCUCUCUGUGACUCCCCGGUGGCCGAAGUAAGAUCGCACUGGUUUAGUUGAAGGUGGUGAUGUUAAUUUGUGUUUUUCUUCAUUUGGUAAAGGUUUCGGUGUUAAUUAGGGUUUUCUUCAUUAAUUAGAGGUGGCGAUGUUAAUUUGGGUCUUCUCUUCACUAGUUAAAGGUGAUGUUAUUUUUUUUUUUUUUUCUUCAUUAGGUAAAAGUUUCGAAGUUUGUGUUUUUCCUUUCUUCAUCAGGUAAGUUCGAUGUUAAUUUGUUUUUACUUCAUUACUUCAUCAUUCUCCUUCAUUUGUGUUUUCUAGUCAUUAUUUCAUUCGAUUUUUAAUGUAUAGGAAAAGUAAUGAUUUUUGUGCUUUGAAUUCAUUACUUAACUUUAAUUUUACUCUCUCCUAUGAUUACUUAAUUUUUAACACAGAGAAGAAAUUAAUCAUUAUUUUGAACUCAAUUUCCCUUCAUUUUAUAUCUCUGUUACUAAUUUGCCCAUUUUUAACCGUAGACAAGAAGGAAAUAUAAAACAAGAGUCCCACAAACUUGUACCCGCUACUAUGGAAAGGUUCUAAAAUUUUGCUGCUAAUUACGAAAGAAAUACUUCAUAUAAGUCUCCUAAAUUGAACAUAAGAACAUAAGAAUGGAGACUACAAAAGGCCGAUUGGCGUGCACUGGGCAGCUCCUGUACUAAUCAUGAACGUCCAAUCUUCCUAUUACUACCGGGAACUAUGGAAAUUCAGAUGAUUUUACUGUUUUCAACUUCGUUACUUUACGAUUCUCCUUCAUUUUACUUCCGUCAUUACUUAACCAGUUUCUUAGCAAUAGAGGACUACAAGAGUCUCUCAAAUCUAUUCUCGCCUCGACGGAAAGGUUCUGAAGUUUGUCGCGCACCAGUCUGGCAAUGUUCUCGUCGCCGCCAGACACACCCGGCCCCGCCACAGCGCCGCGCCUCGCCCCCGCCUCCGCCUCCUCAUCGUGUCGGAGUACAAAGUGAUAAUUCCGCAGCGUGUUUCGGAGGAAUGUUAUACUACGUGAAAAUAAAUAAAUAAAAAGGAGAUAUUUUAUAUGUACGUUUAGGAAAUGAGAGAUUGGUCGUGAGAGAAAUGGUCGUGUGAAUAUUAGCAACUCUAGUUAUUUACUUCUUCUUUCUGUUUGCUUUAUUUUUUUUUCAGAUGGGGUUGACUGUAUUGUUUGAAUAUGGUUACGUCAGUUAGAUUAUCUAGUUAACCUAACCUAAAAAAAACCUUGUUACUAAAUUUUGUUGGGUAAUCUCAUCUAACUUGACCUAACGUAUCCUGCACUCACCCACAAGUUUCAGGGCUAGGUUAGGUUAAAUUAAUUCAGUUAUUACCUAUAUAAGCUAACUUUACCUUGACCACCAAAAAAAAAAAAGGUAACAAGGCUAGAUUUCGUUAGAUUAGGCCAAGUUAACUAAACUAAUCUAUUCUAACAUAACCUAUCACACCUCAUAACUGGACUAAGGCCAAAUUAACUAACCUAACCUGACCUUACAUAUCCCACCAUAAACAUAACCAAAGUUGCUAAUCUCCACAUGACAAAAAAAAAAAUAAUAAUAAUAAUAAAAAUAAGCUCCACGUAUGUAGACUUAGAACUUUUAAAAGCAUUUCACUUCAAAAUAAAAACUAAACUAAAAAACUUAUCAAGCCGUCUUUACUGUGUGUCAAAACGCCAACUACAUAAGUACCGGUUUAAUUAUUCAUUGUUUACGAUAGGAGAAUAUUAUUAUAGUAGUAAGUAAGGGAAGCAUUCAUUGCCCGACCUGUGGGGCAGCCAAGCAUAUCUGUACGGUUAAUUAAUCUUGUAAAUAAAGAAUAUGUUCGUAAUAA